AUGCUUCUGCACGGCGAGCAAUUCCUCGAGGUCAAGAAGUACCCCAUCCCCACCUCGGGCACUCUCGUUUCGUACCCCAAGCUCCUCGAGGUCGUAGACAAGGGUGCCGCCGCCGUCGUGCGCUCGGCCGUCACCACCAUCAACAAGGCCACGGGUGAGGAAGUCUUCUACAACGAGAUGACCGUCUUCCUCCGCGGCUGCGGCGGUUUCGGCGGACCCAAGAAGGCGGCGGAUCGCGGCGCGAGCACUGCGGCCAACGCCCCUCCCAACAGGGCCCCCGAUGCAGUUGUUGAGGAGAAGACGACGGAGGAGCAAGCCGCCGUUUACCGUCUUUCCGGAGACUACAACCCUCUCCACGUCGAUCCCGGCUUCGCCAAGAUGGGCGGCUUCAAGGUGCCCAUCCUCCACGGACUUUGCUUCUUCGGUAUUGCCGGUAAGGCCGUCUACGAGCGCUUCGGCCAGUUCAAGAACAUCAAGGUCCGUUUCGCCGGCACCGUGCUUCCCGGCCAGACUCUUGCCAAGGUCAAGGAGACGGGCAAGCUCGCCAUUGGUGGCGCUGCCGUCGAGCUUAUUUAG
Molecule: messenger RNA, 576 nt
Organism: Parascedosporium putredinis
Lineage: Eukaryota; Fungi; Ascomycota; Sordariomycetes; Microascales; Microascaceae
Source: the annotation of a GenBank genome assembly